AUGACAUUUGAUGAUGUGGCUUUAUAUUUUUCGGAACAAGAGUGGGAGAUCCUUGAGAAAUGGCAGCAGGAAAUGUAUAAACAAGUGAUGAAGGCCAAUUAUGCAACCCUUGAUUCCCUGGGUUGUGCUUUUUCGAAGCCAGAUUUGAUCACCUGGAUGGAACAAGGGAGAAUGCUGUUAAUCAGAGAUCAGGGAUGCUUAGACGAAAUGAGAAUGACAGUCGUCCCUUCUGCUGAUGAGCUGUUGGACUUGAAGAAUACUGGAAAGUCACCAUGUUUUGGUGAUCAAGGAACUCCUCUUAUAGGCAAAGAGGAGGAAUGCUAUUUAAACAGUCUUCAAAAACAGGACUUGUGUGCUUCCUUUCCAGGGAAGGAAAGAAAGAUUUCAUCAGAUCAGAGAGCCACUUUACAAUCUCCAAGUCUCCAAGAAACAGAGAUUCUAAAUAAAAAACUUAACAUGCCAGCAUCUAAUCAGGACAAGAAAGAUCCGUGGCAUAAGCCUCUGGAUACCCCAGGGCACUUGGAAAUUCCACCAGGGCCAAGAUUUUAUUCCUGCUUUCUCUGUGGGAAAGUCUUUGAGGUAAAGAAUGACUUGAUAAAGCACAAAAGGAGCCACUGCAAGAACCAGCUCUGUAGAUAUCCAAAGUACAAAAAUAGAUCCAGAGGGAAAUCAGAACGCAGGCGGACACAGACGUUCCUGUGUAAGAGGCAGCGGUUCCAAUGCGGUGAGUGCAAGAAGAGCUUCUGUCUGAAGUGCAGCCUCAUCACUCACCAGGUGGUCCACACAGGGCAGCAGCCCUUCCCAUGCCCUGAAUGUGGCAAGACCUUCCGGUAUAAAGCCAACUUGAAGAAGCACCUGUGUUUGCACAAGAGGGAGCGGCCCUUUUGCUGCAGGGAGUGCGGCAGGGACUUUGUCCAGCAGUGCAAGCUCACUGAGCACCUGAGGCUGCACAGCGGAGAGAGGCCUUUCCCAUGUCCCGAGUGUGGCAGAAGCUUCCGCCUGAAGAGAAGUAUGAAGGCCCAUCUUUGCCAGCACAGUAGGAAGAAGCCCUUCCAUUGUCCGGAGUGUGGCAGAGGCUUUUCUCGGAAGGCUGCCCUGAAGACCCACCAGAGGACUCACAGUGGAGAGAAGCCGUUUUCUUGUGAUGAGUGUGGUAGGAAAUUUAUCUACAAGACUAAACUCACCGAACAUAUCAGAGUUCAUACAGGAGAGAAGCCUUUUCCUUGUCCUGAGUGUAAUAAAUGUUUCCGCCUAAAGAGAAGCCUAAAAGCCCAUCGAUUUCAGCACAGCGGGAAGAAGCCCUUCCAGUGUCCAGAGUGUGAUAGGAGCUUCUUCUGGAAGAAUGCCAUGAAAGCCCACCAGCGUCUGCAUAGUGAGGACAAGCCGUUCUCCUGUGGGGAGUGUGGCAAGAGAUUUACGCGACCCUCCAAGCUUGCUCGCCACACCAGAGUCCAUAACAGGCAGAAGGAAUUCCCCUGCGGUGAAUGCAAAAAGACCUUUCCUCGGCAGUCGAGGCUCACUCAGCACCUCAAGAUCCACACCACAGAAAAGCCCUUCUCCUGCGCUGAGUGCAGCCGCAGUUUCCGCAGACGCUCGCAUCUCGCUGAGCACAUGAGGCUUCACAGUGGGGAGGAGCCUUUCCAGUGUCCUGAGUGUGACAAGAGCUUCUUCUGGAAGGCCUCCAUGAAGUUCCACCAGCGGAUACACAGGGACGAGAAGCCCUUUGCGUGCAGUGAGUGCAGCAGGAGCUACUCUCAGCGGUCUCAACUCACUGAACACCUGAGAGUACACAGUGGGGAGAAGCCCUACCAGUGCCCUGAAUGUGAUAAACGUUUCCGUCUCAAAGGAAAUUUGAAAAGCCACCAGCUCCAGCACAGUGGCAAAAAGCCAUUCUCUUGUGUUAAGUGUAGCAAAAGUUUCACUCAGCAGUACAGGCUCACAGAACAUAUUCGAGUCCAUAGUGGUGAGAAGCCCUUCCAGUGUCCAGAGUGUGACAAGAGCUACUGCAUAAGGGGAAGUUUGAGGGUCCAUUUGCACACACACAGUGGAGAGAAGCCCUUCCGGUGUCCUGAGUGUGGCAAAGGCUUCCUCCAGAAGAGAAGUUUGCAGACCCAUCUGCACCAUCACAGUGGGGAGAGGCCUUUUUCUUGUAAUGAGUGUGGAAGGAGCUUUACCUACAUGGGGGCACUCACCACCCACAUUGCAGGACAUGCCAGGGAAAAGCCCUCUAGUCUCUGUCCCACACAGUGACAGCUUUUAGAUGGAGCUCGAGCUGAGGCAGGAUAAAUAAUUCACAGAAUCCUGGCUACAGACACACUGGCCUGAUGCAUGGUCAGCAGGACCUGAUGACUCCUUGACAAAAGUUCCAAAUAAUGCAGGCAAAGACUGUCAAAGAGGCUUCUUCCUUCGAUAAUCCUCAUGGGCAAGGCCUGCCAGUCACAGUUCUGCUAGUUGAUGAGAUUUUAUACGGAUCUGCUAGUUGAGGAGAUUUUUCAGUGUCAUCCAAGAGCAUAAUAAUCCCUUGAUUAAAUUUGGAAACCACAGCCUGGGUGAAAAAUGAGAAACAUCUGUCUCAGCCUGUCAGUCUUUAACAUUACAGACCGAAACAUUCCCCCCAGACACCUCAGUCAGCUUUUCCAUUACCAGGCCUCCUUAUUUAAAUUUGUAUUGAAGUCUUCGGUUUUCUCUCAUAGUGGAUUUUCAUUUUCUCUCACUUGAGAGCACAUCUGUUUCUUGGAGGAAUUUCUCUAUAUUGCUAAAAAUAAAUGUUGGC
Molecule: messenger RNA, 2773 nt
Organism: Galeopterus variegatus (Sunda flying lemur)
Lineage: Eukaryota; Metazoa; Chordata; Mammalia; Dermoptera; Cynocephalidae
Gene: ZNF425
Product: zinc finger protein 425
Exons: 4
Coding region: 1-2250 (749 amino acids)
Biological process (GO): regulation of DNA-templated transcription
Source: RefSeq, a predicted model, not a curated record